AUGAUACCUGGAACUGCCGCAUCAAUGCUACCAUCUGCAGAAGCUGCGAAAUUGUACCAGACCAAUUACGUCCGCAACUCCCGUGUUAUCGGACUUUUAUGGGCCAUCUUCACUAUCCUGUUCGGCAUUGUUAACGUGACCAUCUUCUCACAGCCCUAUUGGAUUGGCGAUGGCGUGGAUACGCCGCAGGCCGGCUACUUCGGCCUUUUCCACUUUUGCGUCGGAGACGGGAUCGCCAGAGAGCUGGCCUGCCAGGGUAGCUUUACCGAGUUCGCCGCUAUCCCCUCCACUGCAUUCAAGGCCGCCUCCUUCUUCGUUGGGAUGUCCAUGAUGCUGGUUGUCACCUGCAUCGGCUGCUUCAGUCUCUUCUUUCUCCUCAGCACCUCCACCGUGUACAAGAUCUGUGGCUGGAUGCAAGCGUUGUCAGGUGUCUGUUUGGUGCUGGGUUGUAUGAUCUAUCCUGAUGGCUGGGACAGCGAUGAGGUCCGGCGGAUGUGCGGUGAGAAAACGGACAAAUACAGCCUUGGGGCCUGUUCCAUGCGCUGGGCCUACAUCUUGGCUAUUAUGGGCAUCCUGGAUGCACUCAUCCUCUCCUUCUUGGCCUUCGUCCUGGGCAACCGGCAGGACGGGCUUAUGACAGAAGAGCUCCUGGCUGAGAGCAAGGGUGAGAGUAGGGAGGCAACGCCUAACCAAAUUUAUAGGUUCCUGAGUUUCCAUAUGUCCGUUGUCAUAAAGUACCAGUCCCUCAACAUCAGCUUAAAGGAGGGAGGCAGUCCAGUUCCUAUACGUCACCCUACCCCAACACUAGACGGAGCCCACUGCACAUUCAUCCCAGAGCUAACCCUAGCACAGCAUUGCAUAGACCAUGGCAGGGGCAGAGACUGUUAUCUAUAUGAGAAGUAUGGACUACCCCACUACCUAUCUGAGAAGGCACAGGGUUGA
This is a messenger RNA of Scomber japonicus (chub mackerel), 942 nucleotides long. RefSeq names its product LHFPL tetraspan subfamily member 3 protein-like. The coding region runs from base 1 to 942 and encodes 313 amino acids. The record is from RefSeq and is a predicted model, not a curated record. The transcript is spliced from 5 exons. Lineage: Eukaryota; Metazoa; Chordata; Actinopteri; Scombriformes; Scombridae. Gene Ontology annotation, cellular component: plasma membrane. Gene Ontology annotation, biological process: sensory perception of sound.